Molecule: messenger RNA, 3732 nt
Organism: Saxophila tyrrhenica
Lineage: Eukaryota; Fungi; Ascomycota; Dothideomycetes; Mycosphaerellales; Extremaceae
Exons: 1
Coding region: 1-3732 (1243 amino acids)
Biological process (GO): negative regulation of gene expression via chromosomal CpG island methylation
Cellular component (GO): nucleus
Molecular function (GO): DNA (cytosine-5-)-methyltransferase activity; chromatin binding; DNA binding
Source: RefSeq, a predicted model, not a curated record
AUGGCGAUACCUCUUCAGUUUGCACGCGCCGGAAAGCGCAAAGCGGUUGACCCUCCGCAAGAUGAGCAGUCGCCUCUCGCCGCGCCUUAUUCGCGACGCAAACGGCGCAACAUUGAGAGCAACGAUUACAGCGACAGCGAUGAAAGUGUGGCCAGCUCCCCACGACAGCAACGCCGGAUUGCAACGAAGGCCUUCGGCCACAUUCAAGUCGAUGGGCCAGCGUUUCCGAGAUCAGCUUACCAGGGCUAUGACCCGCCACUGCCUCCUUCGGAGGAGUCUUCAGUCCUCUUCGACUUCAGCGUCUCGGACGAAUACCGCACUAUCAAGGCGACAUCGGGCUACGCCCAUCUCGUGCUCGAGGACUUCAGUAUCUAUAUGCCUAGAUGCGUAAGGCACACUGACGAGCUCGUAAGCCUCGACAGGCUCCAGAACAGCCGAGGAAACACAGAACUCUGUUUCGAUGGCGUUCUGUCCGUGGGGAAUGAGAGUCACUACCUUCAAGGCGUGCGCUUCAACACAAUGGCAGUGGAAGGUUACGGUGACCCUGAUAUUGCCAGGCUGAAGGACCACAUAUGCAUCCAGUCCAAGGAUGCUCGGUCUUCUGGCGUAUGGUAUAAGCUCGGGCAGCCCUCAGCGGAGUACGCUCGCUUCUAUAGGCCGUUCCUCUGGCUUGCGAUGUUCACAAAGCACUUCGUGGAAUACCUGCUGGAGACGAGGAAUGUCACCUUGGACCACUUUCGUCGAACAUUCUACGCAUGGCUGAUAACAAGGAAGCGCAGUCUCGACUUCGAGAAAUGGCAUGGAGAAUGCGGAAAUCGGAGGGACUUCAGGACUACCGUGGCAGCCAAUGUCGGUUAUCUGUGGAAAGAAUGCCACGGCAUCGACGACGAGGAGUCUGGACUUGAUGACCAUUCUGUAUGGACUGAGGUGGAUCCACAAAGGCUGAAAGGAAUUCCUCAGCAACCCAACAAGGAGCACAGGACAAUUUGUACAACUCUUGUACAUGAUGCCUUCAGGCGCAUGUAUUUCUCCAGAUGGCUGAAACUUCGCGCCACAAGCCCCUCCAUCCAAAAUACUAUAUCGUUCCGGAAGCGAGCCCUAGGUCUGACGCCACUCCAAACAGCAAGCCCUGCCAACGCUAGCAUACUCACGCCAAUCAGUCUGCAAGAUCGGGCCUCUUCUGAAGAGCCAGUGCUUGACGUGAGAGCAGGCGACGUGGUCACGUUGAAAGCGGAUACCACGGGGCCAUGGCGUAUUCACUCAUCUCAGAGUUAUGCCUACGUUCAGGGUACCAGACGAAGCGAGUUCAAGUACAACAGAGGACAAAAAGUCUUGGAUGUCUUGUGGCUUUACAGGCCUUGGGACACCACAGUCGGAGCUGCCUAUUAUCCCUUCAAGAAUGAGCUUUUCAUGUCUGACCACUGCGAAUGUCGUAGACAUGCCGUCGACAUUAGCUGUGUGACAGGCAAAGCUGAUGUCAUCUGGUUUGCUUCGGACCCCAGCGCUGUGCCGGCACAAACGCUCUUCGUUCGUCAGAAGUUCCGCACCAAACACCAGGAAGACACGUACGAUUUCGUGUCUCUCAAGCGGGCCGACUUCGCCUGUAGCUGUGCGCAUCGCAUAUCAACUUUCGAGACAUGCCGGCGGCAGUAUGUCAUUGGCGACCCGGUACUGGUACGUGCGUUCGAUCGCGACCUUCAGGAUGAAGUACUUGAGCCGGCACAAGUGGUCGACUUCAACCUUGAUCUGAGCCGGGUAAUGCUCCGUCGUUUACGUCGACGCCAGGCGAUCGAUCAAGAUGCAAGACCAAACGAGCUAGAGCUAACCGAUGAGAUUUUCGACGUUGGCCCAAGCAGGGUCAUUCGCAAGUGUAAUAUCAAAUUCUUCGGUGAAGAUGCCGUGGCCGAAGGUCUGCCCACUCCUUACAACCGAGGAGGAGCGGGAGACUUCUACUACAUCGUUGGUCAACAGAAUAAGUCAGGUCUCGGCGAAGACGGUGAGAUGGAGGAUAAUGUCCUGCUUCCGCCUUUGGAGUCAGGACUAGACCUUUCCAGUCCUCCACCUUUCCAGAAAUUGACGGGAAUGGGCAUUUUCUGCGGCGGCGGCAACUUUGAUCGAGGUCUGGAAGAUGGAGGCGCAGUCAAGUUCAAGUACGCUGUGGACUACGCCGAGCGAGCCAUCUACAGCUAUCGCGCCAACGUUCCCGAUGACGUCCAAUGCUUUUACGGCUCUGUCAACGACUAUCUGGCGCGAGCUAUGGCGGGAGAGGAGGCGCCAGUCAUUGCAGGGGUCGGCGAUGUCGACUUCUUAUCCGGAGGCAGUCCAUGCCCUGGCUUCUCUCGCAUGCAGCCGGACCAUCAGAGCGAGGAUUCCUUGCGAAAUGCCUCUCUUGUGGCGUCCUUCAUAUCUUACGUCGACUUCUACUCGCCCAGGUAUUGCAUGCUGGAGAACGUGGUCCCGAUGACGCAGGGCAUGGGCCCGCGAAGGGAUGAAAACGUCUUCGCGCAGGCUCUCGCAGCGCUCGUGGCUAUGGGCUAUCAAGUCCGGCAAUUUCUGAUGGAUGCGUGGUCGUACGGCAGCUCUCAGUCGCGGACGCGUGUGUUCAUCGCAGCAUCAGCGCCGGGCCACGAGCCGCUACCACCUCCUCCUCAUACACAUUACCAUCCGAACCCAGAGGUCCAGACGCAUUCGCUAGGCAGAUCAAGCAACGGAAAACCAUUUGGAAAUCGUCGAGACGACUACACGCCUUUCCAGCACGUUUCGAUCGAGGCCAGCACUGCGGAUCUCCCGGACAUAGGCGAUUCGCAAGUGCAGCUCUGUCCUGCUUUUCCGGACCACCGGGUGGCAUCUGAGCAGAACGCAGAGAGAAGAGGUCUGUUUGCUAUGAUUCCCAAGCGGCCGUACGGCAUGGGCGUCGUCCAAGCUGCUCGUCAAGGACUGCUGAGCGGAGUACCGAUGGACUACUACAACAAACGAACCGCACUCCAUAAUCUCAAAGAGAUUCCGAAGACAUUUUCUCGCCUCGAUCCGAACAAACUUUGCCAGACUGUGACGACCACCCAGCAUUUGGCUUGUCUAUAUCAAGGCCGGACACUGCAUUGGUCGCAAGACAGGCCGAUGAGCGUAAUGGAGCUACGUCGAGCGCAAGGCUUCCCGGACGAGGAUGUCAUACUCGGCACUCCGAGGCAGCAAGUCGUGAUCAUUGGCAACAGUGUGGAGCGGAAUACUGCGCUUGCUUUGGGUCUGGCGCUGAGAGAGUCGUGGACGAACAGCUACGAGGGCAGUAUGGCGAGGAUGAGGAUCGUUGGCGACAGAGGAGAUGAUGGUUCCGAGGAUGGUGCAUUGAACGACUACAGCGACGAUGGGGGGAUCCCAGAGACACCUGAGACGACACCCAUAUACGAGUCGGAAACACGAGCAGGUGCUCCGAGUCGACGUUCACUGCAUGUUACGGCGAUGUCAGAUGCUAGCACACCGGACACGAUGGAGGGAAUCUCAGAGUUUGAACGCAUGGCUGUGGCGAAGGCGCAGAAUGCUGGAGCAAAGGCAGCUCGGCAGUCUGGAGCACAGCAGCAGGCGACACCUCCCAGCGAAGAAGAAGACGACGACGAUUGUAUCGUGGUCAGUUCCAGGCGCAACACGGACACCCCCGAGAGCGAAGAGGUCGGAGACGGUGUGGUGAGGGGCCGCCAGAAGGUCGUCAGUAGGAAGGCGUAUGUCUUGAUCGACUGA